This is a messenger RNA of Paracoccidioides brasiliensis Pb18, 876 nucleotides long. RefSeq lists its product as uncharacterized. The record is from RefSeq and is a predicted model, not a curated record. The coding region runs from base 1 to 876 and encodes 291 amino acids. Gene Ontology annotation, molecular function: GTP binding; GTPase activity. The transcript is spliced from 3 exons.
AUGACGGAUGCAGGAGCUGCUGGUCCUAAACCUAGUAGCAGUGUUAAGCUUGUGCUGCUUGGAGAAGCUGCCGUAGGCAAGUCCUCACUAGUCCUACGAUUCGUCAAUAAUGAUUUCCAAGAAAAUAAGGAGCCGACGAUAGGAGCCGCCUUCCUUACGCAAAAAUGCUCCCUCCCAACCCGAACCAUCAAGUUCGAAAUAUGGGAUACAGCAGGGCAAGAACGCUUCGCUUCCCUCGCACCCAUGUACUACCGUAAUGCCCAAGCUGCCCUUGUCGUCUACGACCUCACCAAGCCCUCCUCCCUCACAAAAGCCAAGCACUGGGUCGCUGAGCUCCAGCGACAAGCCAGCCCAGGCAUCGUCAUCUCCCUCGUCGGCAACAAGCUUGACCUAACCAAUGAAGACUCUAGCGCAGCAGCAACAGCACCAGGCAGACGGCCUGCUCCAUCCGCAUCUUCCGGCAGCCGAGGGUCUGCAGGUGGUUCGUCGGGCCCGGACUCCUCUGAGGGCGCCGACAGUGACUCUGCAGCGGAUGCCGCUGAGCGAGACGAAAACGAAGAUGACGAGGAGGAGGAGCAGGAUGCUCGGGCCGGUGAUGCGCGGAAGAUCUCCACGCGCGAGGCAAGCUCGUAUGCGGAGGAGGAAGGGCUGUUGUUCUUCGAAACUAGUGCGAAGACGGGGGUUAAUGUAGCUGAGGUCUUCACUGCGAUUGCGAAUGCGAUUCCGGAAACGAGUCUGAAGGGGGCGAGGGGUGUUGGUGCUGGCGCUGGUGCGGGGAACAGUGGUGGUCUUGGUGGUGGGAGGUCUGGAGAGGAUGCGCGGAUUAAUUUAAGGGAUCGGGAUGCGGCGACGGCGAAGGAGGGGUGUGCUUGUUAA